AUGCUAGAAUAUGAUCAGGAGAAAAACCUGUUUGACGAAGAAAGCAUUUCUCAAGUUCGAACAUGUAAAAAUCAAGUAGAAAUUUCCCAGGAGGAAGAAGAGGAGGAACUCGACAACGCAAUCGAGAUCUUGGUCAAUGAGAAGAAAGUAUGGGAGGAGGCAUUCAAUGCUGCAAAGCUUGAGAUAGAGGAAAAAAAUUCAGAAAUAGAGAGUUUGAAGAAGCUAUUAAAUGAAAAGAAUCAGCUGGAAAUGCAAAGAGAACAUAAUAAAAAUUGUAAUUUACUCAAAGGACCGUUUGAAUCAAGCAUCGAUAGUAAUAAAGCUGUUGUGAAUAGUAACUCCACGUCGAAGAUAUCAAAAUCCAUGGAGGAUUACAUGUUUGAAGAAUUCAUCAACAUUGCAAUAGAAGAAACUCAGAUAUUAGACGAUAGUGACGCACUUAUUUCCAAACUUGAAUCUUCUGGAGACAUUGAAGAUGCAUAUAGAUUGAUUUUUCGAUCUUUUGUGGAGUUAAGUUUAAACAACCAAUCACAAGAGCAAAGAAUAGAGUUGUUAAAUGAAGAGUUAAGCGCUACACAAGAGGCUGUUCAGAAUCUUCAUAAGACGAUACAAGACUCACAAAAUAGCUCUAAGCUUAUUUCGGUUGCAUACACAUCUCAAAUAAAAUCUUUACAGGAAGACUUGUUAAAUGCUUGUAAGGAUAUUGAUUUCUGGAAGGAACAGUGUGAGCAAUUAAGUAAAGGUAAUUGUCUUUCCAUUCAGAACGAGAAGUCGUCUUCAGAAGAGAAUUUUCAAGGAUUUGACCCAACUGAGUGGUGCAAUCUUGGGUCUGGAGCAAGUACAAUUGUCCAAGUGGAAACUUCACCAGAUUCAUAUUGGUGGUUCAUAUCAUAUUAA
This is a messenger RNA of Cryptosporidium ubiquitum, 897 nucleotides long. RefSeq lists its product as uncharacterized. NCBI's taxonomy places the organism in Eukaryota, Apicomplexa, Conoidasida, Eucoccidiorida, Cryptosporidiidae. The transcript has a single exon. The record is from RefSeq and is a predicted model, not a curated record. Bases 1 to 897 code for a protein of 298 amino acids.